Phytophthora sojae is the source of this 819-nucleotide messenger RNA. RefSeq lists its product as hypothetical. The record is from RefSeq and is a predicted model, not a curated record. NCBI's taxonomy places the organism in Eukaryota, Oomycota, Peronosporomycetes, Peronosporales, Peronosporaceae. The transcript has 4 exons. The coding region runs from base 1 to 819 and encodes 272 amino acids. Gene Ontology annotation, molecular function: protein binding.
AUGGAGCUGACCGCGGACGUCAUCAAGCAGCGUAGCGGCCACUACGAUGUGAGUUUGGUGGCGCUGCUGGACGUCUCGAAGAUGCGAAUCCGGUACCUGGCUCAGCUGGAGUCCUGUUUGAACCUGCUGGAGCUCAGCUUGGCCCAUAAUGAGCUGCGCUCGUUGGAAGGUCUACCUUCGUUGCCACUGCUGCGCUGUCUUCACAUUUCCAACAACCAACUGACUUCACUCGACAGCAUGCCACGUUUGCCUCUGCUAGAAGAGCUUUCAGUUGCGAACAACCAGAUCCGAAGCAUCAAUUUUACUGCUUUGUCGACAAAGGUGCAAAUUGUUGAUACUCGUUUCCUCGAAAACCUCUCACUAACUUUUUUUCCAUUGAAGUUGCCAAGUCUUCGAGUCCUCGACUUCAGCGGGAAUCCCAUCGACAGCAGUGCCGAAUCAAAGAUAGCGAAGGCUUUUCCAGACCUGUUCAUUCUGAACGGCGAAGCACUCACACUCACCCGACUCCUUGAAGAAAUUUCGGCUGAUGACUUUGGGAAGUCCUCAGGUACCUCAGAUGACGAGCCUUUGGCUGCCGAUCUUGCCAGCGAGCACGAGUUUGGCACCACGGACGAUGAUGAUAUCGGAGUGAAAAACUUCAUCAGUGAAAGCACACGCAAUCUGCAAGGUUGGUUUUCAACUCGGAUUUUGGUACUGGGGUGCUCAUUGACACCGAAUUGGCGUGCUGCGUACAGAGUUACUGCAGCGGUGCAAGGCAACGGUGGAGGCUGCCGACCCAGAAGUUGUAUUUUCAGCGUCACCAACCGUAUAGUUGUUUAG